AUGACGGCAACACAAAGUCCGGCAAGCAUUGUUCAAAAUGUCAACAUGGAGAACGAGCUAGGAAUAAUGCAGAAACCACCAAAGCUUAUGAACUUGGAUGAGUAUGUCGGAUGGUUGGGUCGUUUCAAGAAUUGGGUCCAAGCCAACCAUUUUGAGUGUUGGAUGAAGAUAGAGAAAAUAUAUGUUCCACCUGUUGAUGGAAUGGGCUUAGAGAAAGGCAUUGGAAGUUUGACUGAAACCGAACAGAAUGAUUUUAAGGCGGAGAAGAAGAUGGUCAGUAUUCUUCAACAGGCCGUAAAAGAAGAUAUUCUUGUGCUGUUACAACAUGAUGACAACUCGCAAUCGAUGUGGCAAGCAUUAAAAUUGAAGUUCCAAGGCAGCGUCUCUAUGAUCAAAAGCAAGAAAGCCCUGAUCAAGAAAGAGUUCGACAUCUUUACCGGGAUGAAGGGUGAAACAACGAAGCAGUUGAUUGAACGUUAUUGCCAUCUUGUGGUAGAGAUGAAAAGAUUGGAGAUUACAAAGACAAACGAGGAAUGGAUCGACAAGUUGUCCGACGCAUUACCUUAUGAUGAAUGGGGGACAUACUUGAUGAUGUUGAAAAACAACUCGGAUUUCGUGAAUUUGAAUCUCAGUUCAUUUAUCGAAAAGAUAGAGGCUCAUGAGUUGGAGUUGUUGAAAAUAAAGAAGAUGAAUUCAGCAAAUGUGCAGCAAGACGUAUCUCUUUACUACAAAGGAAGCACUCCUGUUGCAACAAAUCAAAGUCCAAAGAUACAAACAGGUUUUAGUGCUGAUACAAAUUCAAGUGCUUCUAGAAACACUACACAAUCAAACAAGCCCUCACCGUUUGUGAACUAUGAUCCAAACUUCAAAGCUCAAGAGCAGCCUUCACCUCAAAGCUCUACAAGUUCCAACAAUCAGGCUUACGUUUCUGGGGUGCAAUGCAACAUCGCAGUGAAUAUUAAGAAUGGAAAUGAAAUUACUGAAACAGCCGUGAAACAACACAUUGCUUUACUGGCUUCCGUUUUAGAGGCGUGUGAAGGUUUAGUGGCGGGAAGGAUCGGCAGAAACAGUCUCUCAGGUCCUGAUCAGAAGCUAGGGUUCGACAAAUCAAAGGCGAUCUAUCAUCGACCUAACCAACAACCUGCUGUUCAGAGGCCGCAAAUCGAAAACAAACCGGAGAAGGCUCUUAUCGUGAAUCAAGAUGAUGAAAGAGUAGCUGAAGGUUUCACUUGGGAUAAAUACAUCCCUGGAAGCGAUGGGCAGGCCAUGAUGGCAGAAAUUGUUGAAGUACCAGAGAUGGUGACUGAGCCAGAAAUGGUUAUUGAGGAUGUUUCUGUUGAGAAUGUGGUUGAUAUUGAAGAAAUCGUUGCAGAAGUUUACUAUUACCAGUCAGAACAGGAGGUAUUGGCAAGUUCUAUGAAAUCAAUAAUGCCUCCUAAAGUGUUUGAAUCUUUUGCAGGUUAUCUCGAAGAACCGACAACUGGAUCGUGUCCAAGAUACGAAGAAAAGAAAGAAGUUGUCGAGGAAAUGAUAGACGUGACAAAAGAGUUGACUGGAGAGACAUUGAAAGAUAUCGCUGACAAAGCUCUCAUGGGAAAGCUAAAAGAGGUAGACACAGAACUCGAGAAGUUAGAGUCUGUCAGUACCGUGUCAGUCAAACAGGAGUCUGAUCAGAAAUAUGGAGUUCAGGAGGUCAAAGUGUCUGAGUCUGAGUUGAAAAAUGUCGGUAAACAAGAUGUGAAGAUUGUUUGUGAUGAACAGGUGUUAGAUGAAGAGAGUGAUAACUCUGAGAAGUCUCAAUCUGAGAAAGCUGUUAGUGAGUCUGAAGAUGAGGAAAAACUUUACUCCGAUUUCGAGUAUCCUCUUCAGAACGUGAAGAUUAAGAAUGUUGAGAAAGUUUUCAACUCGGGAAAGAAAGAGUGGGAAGGUAAGGGUAAUAACAAGAAAAACAAUUUUAAAAACAAAGGGAUCGGUUUCGAGAAGAAGACGGCUAAGCAGGUGGUUAAGCCAAAAGAGAAAAUGAAUGAUAUCUUUGUUGCUGGACCGAGUGUAGAUGAUGAAAAGGACUACAUCUUUAGUCAAAAAGCCGUGGAUGAUUUCAAUACAGCGAAAAAGUUGAAAGAGGAGACAGUCAAAUCAACUUUUGUUAAAUAUCACAAAAGAGGGCUGCCCAGGUCUAUUCUUUCGAAGUGGAUCAUGGACAGUGGUGCAUCAAGACACAUGACAGGGACGCUAGCUCUUCUUUACGACGUCAAAUCGAUAAAUGGAAGUUAUGUGGGCUUCGCUGGAAAUCAAGGCGACAGAAUUGUUGGACAGGGAACAUUGACGAAUGGUGUCAUCUCGUUCGAGAAAGUGAACUAUAUCGUAGAGUUGGAAAACAAUUUACUUAGCAUUUCGCAAAUAUGUGAUAAAUCUUUCAGUAUCGAGCCCAGGACUUAUAAAGAGGCGUUGACUGAAGACAGUUGGGUUAAUGCUAUGCAAGAAGAGCUGUUACAAUUUGAAAAGGGUUCAAGUGUAAUUUUUAAUCCACUUCACAACAGCUGUUGUGACUUGGAUGUGAAGAAAAAUACUGAAUUGGCUAAGUUUAGCAGUAUUCUGGAGUUCAUGGGUCGAAUACCAAUUCAAAAGGCCUUGACUGGUCAAUGUCCAUUGUACAAGUCACAUAUCAAACGAUUCUGGAAGCAUUCAAAGUAUGAUGAGGCAAACAAAGCAAUUCAUUCAAUUGUGAAGGUGCAUAAUGAAAAGAAGGAAAUUGUUGUUACUUAG
Helianthus annuus (common sunflower) is the source of this 2766-nucleotide messenger RNA. RefSeq lists its product as uncharacterized. The transcript has 9 exons. The coding region runs from base 1 to 2766 and encodes 921 amino acids. The record is from RefSeq and is a predicted model, not a curated record. Lineage: Eukaryota; Viridiplantae; Streptophyta; Magnoliopsida; Asterales; Asteraceae.